CUAAAGUUCGGUAGAGGCGUGGUUACAGUGAUAACAUCAUGCCACGCCGAGGAAAGAGAUCUGAGGCUGCAAAGCAACGCUGGGCUAAGUUGGACCUUUCAGACCCUCGGUUUCAGAGUCCAGAACUACAAAGUAGCGUUGCAGUCAUGGAGGUAUGUGACAGGGAGUGUACACAGGAGGUGUGUUGUCUACCGGUGGUGUCAUCCCCAUGCACAGCUCAGUAUUAUGCACAACCUGAGGUUAAAGAGGUCAACAGCAAUGUGCAGGUCAUAGACCUUUCUGAAAAUUAUAGUGUACAAGAAUCAUGCGCCCCACCACCCUCUGUGAUAUCUGUGCUGGCGUCCCAUAGUCAGGAUCAUAGUGGCUAUGAGCCUGAGUCAAGGAAUCGUCAGUGUACAUGCAUGGCUCUGACAUUUCUAGCACACCAGAAUGAGGGUCAUGACUUGAAGGAGGCUGAUCUUGACAAGAUACUGGACAAGGGAGACAGUCUGUAUAAGAGAACUAUAAAACAGCUAAAAAGUGAAAAGAGGUUCCGCAACUACUAUUUGACCUUGGAGGAAACACCACUCACUGUCGCAACUGAGCACCAUGAGUACAGGGUGCAAAGAUCUCCAGUGGAAAUGGGAUUCAUGAGAGACAAGGGAGAUCCUGGCACAGAGGAUUGGUUUCAAAAUCUUCGCACAAGACUUCAGUGUCUGUCUGUAGGUGUUACACAUGCACUGCUUACAGUAUCACCAUAUAUCAUUGCCGUGUUCAGAGACCAGUCUGGGAGAUAUGGACUGUUUGACUCUCAUAACAGAAAUGCUGAUGGGCUACCUGAGCAUGGGGGAAAAGCUGUAAUGAUGACCUUCACGCAUUUGGAUGAUCUAAUUGAAAAGAUUGAUCAUUUGAAUGCCUUGCUACAUGGUGGGUCUAUUGACAAAAAACAGUUUGACUUCAUGCCGGUGACAUUUGCACAUGCAAAGGCUUUGUCACACCGUUUGCCUUCCCUACAAGUGCAAUCUGACAACCCGCAUGACAGAAGGCCUGCGGAGGUGAAGGUGACACCAACUACCAAACAUGAAACAGAUACUGGACUCCCAACCAGCCAACAUUCUCUGCAGUCAGUCAAUGCACUGUCCACACACGUGAUAUCAAAGGCUACACAGGUUACAACAUCUAAAAAACUCAGUAAACGGCAAAGAAAAAAACAAAUGAAGAAACAAAGAAAAGACACACAGCUGUGUGUAAUGAUAUCUGCCACUGGUAAAAAACAAACAUCUCAGAGAGAGCGAUACAGAAGAGAAGCAGAUUUCAGGGAGAAGAAGAAGGAAUCCAUCAUCAUCAAAUACAAAACAGAUCCACAUUUCAGGUUGAAACAGAAAGAAUCCAUAACAGGGAGAUACCUAACGGAUCCACAUUUCAGGAUGAAGCAGAAGGAAUCCAUUACGAGGAGAUACAAAAUGGAUCCACAUUUCAGGAUGAAGCA
Molecule: messenger RNA, 1468 nt
Organism: Anguilla anguilla (European eel)
Lineage: Eukaryota; Metazoa; Chordata; Actinopteri; Anguilliformes; Anguillidae
Exons: 2
Source: RefSeq, a predicted model, not a curated record